This is a messenger RNA of Emiliania huxleyi CCMP1516, 900 nucleotides long. RefSeq lists its product as hypothetical. The record is from RefSeq and is a predicted model, not a curated record. The transcript has 2 exons. NCBI's taxonomy places the organism in Eukaryota, Haptophyta, Isochrysidales, Noelaerhabdaceae. Bases 1 to 900 code for a protein of 299 amino acids.
AUGACCAGCGCCUUCAACAGCACCAAAAGCGGCCUCAGCAGCGCAUUCAGCAGCGCAAAGAGCAGCGCGAACAGCGCAUUCACAUCGGCAAAACGGCAGGCGUCCGACCAGGUGGAGAAUGCAAGAGACUUGGCGAUGGACCAAGGGACGGAGCUCUUCGAGUCGGCAAAGGAGCAGGUCACGGAUCAGGCGACCAGUGCGUUCGACUCCGCAAAGUCCCAAGGGACGGACCUCUAUAACUCCACAAAAGAGCAGGUCACGAGUCAGGCUACCGAGACGUACGACUCCGCAAAGGAGCAGUUGACAAGUACGUUCAACUCCACCAAGUCGCAGGUGACCGAGCAGGCGAGUAAGGUCUAUGACUCGACCAAGUCGCAGGUGAUCGAAGCCGUCGACUCUGGCAAGGAGCAGGCGAGCAAGACGUACGACGACGCGGUGGGCAGUGCGAAAAAGGCGAGAGACAAGGUGACGGACAAAGCCGCAGAUCUCCAGGGCAAGGCCCAGGAGAAGGUUGACGGCCUGACCGGAAAGGCCUCGGAUCACAUCGAUAGUCUGACCGCGAACUUAAACGAGGGGAUCGAAUCGGCCACGAACCAACUGAACACGGCGACCGAUGGCCUCAACACGAAGGUCUCCCAGGCGACGGAUGACCUCAACGCCAAGCUUGCCUCCGCCCUGCCAACAUCGGGCACGACGCAGCCUACGGAGAGCAACUCGCUCGUGGAGCAGCUGAAGGCGGCUCGCAACGCCGCCGCGCGCGAGGAUGCGAUGGCCGACGGCGUGAUCGACGAGGAAGAGCAGAAGGCGAUCGAUGCGGCGACUGCGGCGAUCGAUGAUCUGGAGGCAAAGGUGAAGGAGGCAAAGGACAAACUCGUGUCCGGAGAGAUGACCUUCCAGUAG